CAGAAUGAGUACAUAUACCACUACGCGUUAGAGCACACCAAAUUACUCACUCUCGCAUUCGUCAGUACAAGUAAUCUCAUCUUGACAUAUAUCAUACAUUACCAGGAACCACAUACACAUCAGUUUCCAGCAUGUCUGAGCAGCUCCCCCCAUAUACUACACUUCUCCAGCCCGAGCCCGAAACAUCGCAGUAUACUCUCCCAGAGACCUUCAACAUCGGACAAUGCAUCACCCAGCACCUCGUCCGCCCAGAUCAGCUUAAGGCCCAUCUUCAGUUGCUGGCAGCAUUCAGCCACCUUGAGCAGCGGGUAGUUGCCAAUGAGAGCCUUGCUGCGGGAUUAGAGUCGGACAGCGAGAAACGUUGGGUAUGGUUUGUUAAUUUGGCUGUUGAACGCUGGUAUGCGGAAGACACCACGCGGAUCUCCAAGCUGAAACCUCUCGCUCAUUUCACCAAUUACUUUCCUAACCUUCUCGAUAACUCUGAUAUAUUAACCACUGACGCACCACAGUAUGAACCCUCUCUGCUUGGGAACGCAGUACGAAAUCACCGUGUGACCCAUUCGAAUCUGCUGUGGUUCUCACACACAAAUCUAUUGAGUGCCCUUACUGUUACCGCACUAUCCUUUCGCCCAACCAUAGCAUUCUUGCAGCCUAACGGCAAGGGAUACGCCCAGAGUGACUUUCACAUCGAAUGUGAAUGUGCUCAGCCGAUCACUAAAGAAGUUCUCGGCCUUUUCAAGUUUGCGAAAAACAUUGUUGAGACAACAGUACCUGAUACAUAUUUAGCUGGAACUCUUCACACACCCCACAGCACCUACGACAUCGCGCGCGGAGACACGAUCAAGGAGCGUGUCCUCGACUCAAAUAUCAUUUUCCAGCAGAACAAGGCAAGUGAUCGCGCGCGCCAGAUCUUGAUAAACGUCCAGCAUGACGCUGUGCGCAUGCGUACCGUGCUGAAGAAGUAUUUGAAGCCAAGAUUGUUGAAUAGGAUGAUGGGUGCCUACACGGACGACAGGGUGUUUUCACUCGAUUUGGUCGGUGCUCUGCGAUUGCAAAUGUUCCCCGAAUCCAUUGUGACGACCCGGCGGCGGAAGUGGGGUUCUGGGGGUUCUGCUAGUCACGGUGGAGUCAGCUCGAAACGCCGUAUGCAAGCAUUACUAGGCGCGUGA
Messenger RNA from Suillus fuscotomentosus, 1169 nucleotides. RefSeq lists its product as uncharacterized. Lineage: Eukaryota; Fungi; Basidiomycota; Agaricomycetes; Boletales; Suillaceae. The record is from RefSeq and is a predicted model, not a curated record. Bases 132 to 1169 code for a protein of 345 amino acids. The transcript has 7 exons.